Molecule: messenger RNA, 1047 nt
Organism: Cornus florida
Lineage: Eukaryota; Viridiplantae; Streptophyta; Magnoliopsida; Cornales; Cornaceae
Product: probable inactive receptor kinase At2g26730
Exons: 2
Coding region: 1-1047 (348 amino acids)
Biological process (GO): protein phosphorylation
Molecular function (GO): protein kinase activity; ATP binding
Source: RefSeq, a predicted model, not a curated record
AUGCUGUCAAGAGCCUUCACAAAGCCCAGGAGGAGCUCCGGUGAAGCCGAAAACAGUUGCCGGUCCAUCGACGAAUAUGGGGACUGCGUGAUAGGGUUCAUGGAGGACAUGCCUCUGAUCUUCUGCGGCGGCAGCAAUAAUGGAGGGGAGUACUGUGUGGGUCCCGGUGGCCACGGCGGAGGAGGGGCUUACUUGACCUUGAAGGGGUUGUUGAGGGCGUCGGUAGGGGUGUUGGGCGAGAGCAGGUUGGGGAUGACGGAGAAAGUGGUGCUGUGGGUGGGGAAAGUGUGUACGGUGAAGAGGUUUACGAAGGUGAGUGUUGGGAGGGGGGAGUUCGGGAGAAGGAUUCAGCUGCUGGCGCAGGUUAGCAGGAGGUGUGAGUAUCUUGUGCCUGUCAAUGCUUUCUUGUAUUCCAAAAGGAUCAAGUUUGUUGUUUCUGAUUACCAUCCCAUGGGAAGCCUGGCUGACUUGCUUGCUGGUGCAAGGGAAUAUGGUCACACAGCUUUAGAAUGGAAUCAUCGGCUCAUAAUAGUACUUCACAUUGCGCGAGCCAUCGCUUUCAUCCAUUCACAUUCCCCUCCAAAGGACAGAAACUUGCAGCUGAACGUGCACGGUAACAUCAAAGCCUCCAACGUCAUGAUCAAUAUCGAUUUCAGUGCUUGCUUGACAGAUUAUGGCUUUACUCAACUGGCACGGCGGAUAGAAGUUUCAGAUACAUGGCCGCAUAAGCCACCCCCACCACCACCAGUAGGCUCAUACUGUGACAAUUUAUGCCAGAAAAGUGAUGUCUACAAUUUUGGGAUCGUAGUGUUGGACAUUUUAGCAGGGCCUGAGGCUCUAGGUCAGAUGAAGUGCAUAACUCAGAAGAAAGAAGAGAUCAAAAAUGGGGACAUUGAGUUUUUCGAGUUUUCUGUAGAAGGGAAAGCAAGAAAGCAAGCUAUGCAGGUUUUGGACAUUGCAUUGGCAUGUACAAAUAUGUCGCCCGACCCAAGGCCUUCAAUGGAAAAGGUACUGUUGUACUUAGGAGAUGUUCUUAGCGGCAGAUAA